GAGCCCUCUACAGGGAUGUCAUGCAGGAGAACUACGAGAACGUGAACUCGCUGGGGUUUCCGGUAUCCAGCCCUGAUGUGAGCUCCCAGCUGGAACGAGGGGAAGAGCCGUGGGUCACAGAUCGCCAGGGCUCGGAGGAAAGGGAGAGCAUCUGCGCUGCAGGUGAUGGGACGGUGAGUGAGACGACGGAGCAGAAUCCGAAAGAGGAAGAUACUGAGCAAGUGGAACGGCACAGGCCAUUAUCACGAAGCGCCAAAGGGAAUGUGCCUGGGAGUUGUGAGCAGGGAGACGGUUAUAGGCAUCAGCAAAGGCCAGAGCAGCAGCCGGGAAACCAGACACAGGAGAAAGUGGGUAAAUGCAUUAAUUGUUGGGAAACUCACAAAGAUGUCAAGGGAACCCCAGCCCAGCCGAGAAUCCUCAGGGGAAAGAGAAACAACACGGGCACCGAGUGUGGGAUAAACGUCAGUAGAUGCUCAGACCUUAUUAACCAUGAGGGAAUCCAGACGGGAGAGAGACCCUAUGAAUGCGCUGAGUGCGGGAAAAGCUUCACUCAGAGUUCAGCCUUCGUUACACAUCAGAGAAUUCACACGGGAGAAAGGCCCUAUGCGUGCUGCGAGUGCGGGAAACGCUUUGCUCAGAGUUCAGCCCUUCUGAUACAUCAGCGAAUCCACACAGGGGAGAGACCCUAUGGAUGCUGCGAGUGCGGGAAAAACUUCAGUAACAGCUCAGCCCUUAUUACGCAUCAGAGGAUCCACACGGGGGAGAGACCGUAUGAAUGCAGCGAGUGCGGGAAAAGCUUCACUCAGAGCUCAAACCUUACUAUUCAUGAGAGAAUCCACAGGGGAGAGAGACCCUACGAAUGCGGCGAAUGCGGGAAAAACUUCCCUCGAAGCUCAGCCCUUAUAAGGCAUCAGAGAAUCCAUGCGGGGGAGAGACCGUACGAAUGCUGUGAGUGCGGGAAAAGCUUCACUGAAAGCUCAGACCUUCUUAUACAUCAGAGAGUCCACACAGGAGAAAGACCCUAUAAAUGCAGCGAGUGCGGGAAAAGCUUCACUAAGAGAUCAGUCCUUGUCACGCAUCAGAGGAUCCACACCGGGGAGAGACCCUACGAAUGCCGCGAGUGCGGGAAAAGCUUCACUCAGAGCUCAGCGCUUAUCGCACAUCAGCGAAUACACAGAGGGGAGAGACCCUACGGAUGCUGUGAGUGCGGGAAAAGCUUCACGGACAAAUCAGCCCUGGUCGCCCAUCAGAGAAUCCACAGCGGAGCGAGACCCUAUGAAUGCAGCGAGUGCGGGAAAAACUUCGCACGUAACUCGGCCCUAAUUACGCAUCAGAGGAUCCACACGGGACUGGAGCGGAAAGUGUCCCAGACCCGGACGAGGAAUCAGUGUGUAUCCAAAACACAGUUUGAUCAUUAUGAGUUUAAAUGCCGCUCUCCGUCCUUUUGCAAAGCAGCUUCUGGGCUUUUUCCUGCUGCGUAUGGAUUGUUUGCAGAUUAGACGUUUGGCUGUUUUUCCCCUCCUCCCACCACUAUGAUAAAGCUAAAACUUCCCUAAAUAACAUGACGCAAUAAAAGGAGACGGUGCUGAACAAAGCACCUUUGAACAUAUCCGAGAAGAACACAAUGUGAACCCGUUGUCCUGACUGUGAGUCAUCAGAUAUAAUCUGCUCUGGAAUUUUACUUUAUCUAAACCUGAAAGUGUCUUAUUCCUCUCGGUGUUGUGGAUUUUUCUCCCUUUCCUAAAGGCCGUUCGGUUACAUAGUGGGGUGCUAGUUUUGUUUGAGAGAAUGUAGCUCAGAUUUAUUGGGGACUUUGAGACCACCGGCUAUCCGGCAAAAAUAGUCAUUUAUUUUAUUCUUGCAUUUCCGCCACCCCUCCAUGAUGACCGUUCGGUCAACUCUGGAGAUUCUGAUGCAGUUCGGUCAACACGGGAGAGUGCUCCACUAGGACAUGCUACCAAGGAAACAUUCGUGUUUUUAAUUCUCCACUAUGAAAUGCUGAACAACCCACUCCAAAUUCUACGAGGUACUGAAGGAGCUGCAUGCGACCACCGUAUUGUUCAGUUCGUUAGGCCGAUAUUAUCUCAGGUGACCCGAGGAGAAAGGAGCACGAUAUGUGGCUUGGAGAUUUGCAAUACGCUCACGCAGUUGGUUCCCAAAGCAGUUAUGAGCCAGGGCCUACAGGAGGUUACCCCUGCAGAUGUCUCCUAGCUAAGAUUUUGAUUGGUGAAACAUUGUCCCUAACUAUGCAAAUAUGGAGGAAAUAGAAGCAGCGUUUGUGUUGAACUAACCCUCGGUAGGUGCUGCAAAGGAGUGUAAAAUGAAAUCCGUGUUGCACAUGAGAUAGCUGAAGAAAAAUAACUAUUUUUUUUAACAGAAACUCUGCUUGGUGUAGCUUACAGAGAGUCCGAUUCAGGUCUGUGUCUGGUUCCUAACAGAGACCUGUGCCACCAGAGAGAUCGACGCCUAGGCUCCUGGACAGCAAAUGGGGAGAAACUGGCACCUUGGAAUGGGAUCCACAAAACCUGUCAUGCUAGGUGGCUUCUCACCUGAGGUAGCCAGGGGAGAGGCCAGCCCCCUGCUGUCCUCCCCAUCACCUCUCCACCCUCAGCUUCUUGCUUCUUCCUCCUCUCCUCGACAGCUGGAUUUAUGGCCACAAGGAAGGAGCAGGUCAUCUGGGUCUGACCUCAUGUAUAGGAGAGGCCACCGAUAUCACCCCUCAACCGUGCCACGGCUGGAGAACAGGAGGGACCCAGGUGCACCAGUGGCUGAUGCUCGUGCAGUGGCAGAGACACGCGGAUGCCGAUGUGCCCUUGUUGCCAAGGCAUUUGAGAUUCGUUGUACCAAAUCAGAGGGAAGUGGAAAUGUAUGAGGAAUUUUAUACCCUCGGUUGAUAAACAAGGUAAAAAUUGA
Messenger RNA from Mauremys reevesii (Reeves's turtle), 2913 nucleotides. Its product is annotated as zinc finger protein 300-like. Gene Ontology annotation, cellular component: nucleus. Gene Ontology annotation, molecular function: DNA-binding transcription activator activity, RNA polymerase II-specific; RNA polymerase II cis-regulatory region sequence-specific DNA binding. The record is from RefSeq and is a predicted model, not a curated record. The transcript is spliced from 4 exons. Bases 21 to 1499 code for a protein of 492 amino acids. Gene Ontology annotation, biological process: regulation of transcription by RNA polymerase II; central nervous system development. NCBI's taxonomy places the organism in Eukaryota, Metazoa, Chordata, Testudines, Geoemydidae.